Messenger RNA from Glycine soja, 2632 nucleotides. RefSeq names its product auxin response factor 18-like. NCBI's taxonomy places the organism in Eukaryota, Viridiplantae, Streptophyta, Magnoliopsida, Fabales, Fabaceae. Gene Ontology annotation, molecular function: DNA binding; protein binding. Bases 323 to 2407 code for a protein of 694 amino acids. Gene Ontology annotation, biological process: response to hormone; regulation of DNA-templated transcription. The transcript has 4 exons. Gene Ontology annotation, cellular component: nucleus. The record is from RefSeq and is a predicted model, not a curated record.
UAACCCUACAAUAUUAAAAACAAUUCCAUUCAUCUUCUUCAAAUAAAUUAAUACUACGUUUGUUUCUAUUUCAAUUGUUUAUAGACUCGGGAGAGUGUGUGUCUCCUUUGUGUGUAAGAGAAAAAGUUGUCCCUCUCUUUUUCUUCUUCUUUCUCUUGAGAUCUGAGCGAAAGAUAAUCAGAAGCAAAAGAAAUUCAGGUGAGGUCUUGUGUUGUUUGUAGACAUGUGACUCAACUCAACCUUUUGAUAUAACAGAAAACAUAAGGGCAUCAAUAAACAGGUUUCAAUUGAAUCAUCAUCAGUUUUGGUUUGUGCCGGUGCAAUGAAGGAAACAGACAAGAGUUUGGAUCCGCAGCUGUGGCACGCGUGCGCCGGCGGCAUGGUUCAGAUGCCGCCGGUGAACUCCAAAGUGUUUUAUUUCCCGCAGGGACACGCGGAACAUGCGCAGUCCAACGUCGAUUUCGGAGCGGCGAGGAUUCCGAUUCCGCCGCUCAUUCUGUGCUGCGUGGCAGCUGUGAAGUUCCUCGCCGACCCCGAAACCGACGAGGUCUUCGCCAGGCUGCGGAUGGUUCCUCUAAGAAACUCCGAGCUCGACUACGAAGACAGCGACGGUAACGGCGCGGAGGGGUCGGAGAAGCCCGCGUCGUUCGCGAAGACGUUAACUCAGUCCGACGCGAACAACGGCGGCGGGUUUUCCGUUCCGAGGUACUGCGCGGAGACGAUAUUCCCGCGGCUGGAUUACUCGGCUGAGCCGCCGGUGCAGACGGUGAUCGCGAAGGACGUGCACGGCGAGGUGUGGAAGUUCCGGCACAUUUACCGAGGGACGCCACGUCGGCACUUGCUGACCACCGGGUGGAGCAGUUUCGUGAACCAGAAGAAACUCGUGGCGGGUGAUUCUAUCGUGUUUCUUCGGGCCGAGAAUGGGGAUCUUUGCGUGGGGAUUCGUAGGGCCAAGAGAGGGGGAGUUGGUGGGGCCGAGGGGCCGUGCGGGUGGAGUAGUUCUGGUGGUGGGCUUGGGCUUGGGCCUGGGCCUGGGCCUUACGGGGCCUUUUCGGGUUUUUUGAGGGAGGAGAGUAAGGUGGUGAGGAGUGGGAGGCCGAAGGUGAGUGGUGAGUCUGUGAGAGAAGCUGUUACUUUGGCUGCUAGUAAUCAACCUUUUGAGGUAGUUUACUAUCCUCGGGCUAAUACUCCAGAGUUUUGUAUUAGGACUUCUGCUGUGAGAGGGGCUAUGAGGAUUCAGUGGUCCUCUGGGAUGAGGUUCAAGAUGCCCUUUGAGACUGAGGACUCUUCCAGGAUAAGCUGGUUCAUGGGGACUAUUGCUUCUGUUCAGCUUCUUGAUCCUAUCCGCUGGCCUAAUUCACCCUGGAGGCUUCUUCAGGUUACUUGGGAUGAGCCAGAUUUGCUACAUAAUGUGAAGCGAGUAAGCCCAUGGUUGGUUGAGUUGGUAUCAAACGUGCCAAUCAUCCAUCUGGCACCCUUCUCUCCACCAAGGAAGAAGCUUAGGUUUCCACAACACCCAGAGUUUCCCCUUGACUUUCAAUUUCCGAUACCAUCAUUUUCAGGCAACCCCUUUGGGUCUAGCACUAGCAGCCCCUUGUGUUGUCUAUCUGAUAAUGCUCCUGCAGGCAUACAGGGAGCCAGGCAUGCUCAAAUUGGAAUAUCUUUAUCAGAUCUCCACCUUAACAAUAAGCUGCAGUUGGGGUUGCUUCCGACUAACGUCCACCAGCUUAAUUUGCACACUGGGAUUUGUAAUGGCAACAUCACCAACCAUGGUAAGAGUAAAGAAAGUCUAUCAUGCUUGCUGACCAUGGGAAAUUCUAACAAGAGUUUGGAGAAAUCUGAUCAUGUGAAGAGACACCAAUUUUUGCUUUUCGGUCAACCGAUACUCACCGAGCAACAAAUCUCUAGAUCUUCUAGUGAUGUGUUGUCUCAAAAUUUUACUGUGACGGAUGAUGAGAAUAAGGAGAAGAAGGAGAAGGGAUUUCUUAGUGACUCCCAGUCUUCAGUUUCACCAGGAAAGUCAUCUUCUACCGCCGAGUUCUCUUGGCAAGUUGGUUCGGAUACCAGUCAUUGCAAGGUUUUCAUAGAGUCAGAGGAUGUGGGACGGACCCUUGACUUGUCCUGUCUUGGUUCAUAUGAAGAGUUGUACAUGAGACUGGCUAACAUGUUUGGAAUAGAAAGGUCUGAGAUGUUGAGUCAUGUUCUCUACCGUGACGCAGCUGGUGCUCUUAAGCAAACUGGAGAGGAACCCUUCAGUGAGUUCAUGAAGACAGCAAAAAGAUUGACAAUUCUGACGGAUUCAAACAACAAAGAUAGUAGAAGGGUUUGGAUCACAGGAAUUCGAAAUGCUGAACAUGGAUUGGAUACUGCAUCAAAUAAGACAGGUCCUCUUGGUAUAUUUGCUUAAUAUGGUGUGGCAUGUCAUGGCAUCUGAGAUAUUGUUUUUAGAUAUGAGAUGUUGAAGGACACAGUUAUUACUCUGUUGUUAGAGAUGCUAAUAUGAACUGAAAAUUCAAACAAUAUUGGCGUCCUUGUUUUCGAUGCCCAUGUGUAGAAAAUAAUGAUUUUUCCUGUAUAAUGGACAAUUGCUAUUCUAAUAUUAAUUAUUAAUUAACCCAGAUUUGGUUCCCCA